Messenger RNA from Daphnia magna, 639 nucleotides. RefSeq lists its product as uncharacterized. Gene Ontology annotation, molecular function: protein dimerization activity. The coding region runs from base 1 to 639 and encodes 212 amino acids. The record is from RefSeq and is a predicted model, not a curated record. The transcript has 2 exons. Lineage: Eukaryota; Metazoa; Arthropoda; Branchiopoda; Diplostraca; Daphniidae.
AUGAAAAAGAGGUUGUCCGUCCUUUUAAAGAGUGAAGUUGUUUUAGCGGCUCUGUAUCUUGAUCCGAGGUAUAACUAUUAUUUCAUUUUCGCUGUCCUUUUUUUAACAACCCCCCAUCCACCAAUUUUGUUUAAAUAUAAUGUCAUUCUCGAGGAAGACCAGUUAAAAGCUGCGCAGAAACAAUUGAUGAAGCUGUGGCGUCUAAUUGAAUCUAACAAAAACGAUCCUCCAGCUAAUACGCCCUCGUUACUACAACCCGUUCAGCCCAAUGAAAAUAAAGUAGGGUUAACAAAUGACGAACUUCAAGAAAUACUGUUCAUAAAAGAGGCAGAGCGUCGUGAAAAAAACAAUGAAAAUGCAAAUGAAGCCGUAAUUGAGAAAAUGAUUCACGACUUCAUGAAACCCAAAUUGAUUGUCCGCUCGACUGAUGUCUUAAAAUACUGGGAGGACAAUCGCUUGUUACAACAUCAGUUAUACGUAUUAGCUAAGGUUGUCCUUGCAGUGCCUUGCACACAGAUGAGCGUCGAGAGGCUGUUUUCUGGACUGAAAUUUAUUUUAUCGGUCUAUCGUUCGAACUUAACUGAAUCAAUUCUUGAAGACAUUUUAGUCGUAAGAGCAAACGCUUUAUUCAUGGCCUAA